This is a messenger RNA of Tripterygium wilfordii, 1177 nucleotides long. Its product is annotated as probable prolyl 4-hydroxylase 3. Gene Ontology annotation, biological process: peptidyl-proline hydroxylation to 4-hydroxy-L-proline. The transcript has 7 exons. Gene Ontology annotation, molecular function: L-ascorbic acid binding; iron ion binding; procollagen-proline 4-dioxygenase activity. Gene Ontology annotation, cellular component: endoplasmic reticulum. The record is from RefSeq and is a predicted model, not a curated record. Bases 119 to 979 code for a protein of 286 amino acids. NCBI's taxonomy places the organism in Eukaryota, Viridiplantae, Streptophyta, Magnoliopsida, Celastrales, Celastraceae.
CGGUUCUUCUAUGGAUUGACAAACUGGAAACGGAAAUUCCAAUCAUACGAAGUCAAUAUUUCAGAAGAGAUUUUUCAAUUUCUUGAAUUUUUUGUUAGGGUUUUUGGCCAAUUCAGUAAUGGCAAAAGGAAAGCUCUAUAGAGGACAAGCUAUGAAAUGGUCGACAAUGAUGCUGGUUCUGUCAAUGCUGUUUAUGCUAUCGUUCGUUCUUUUGGUGCUUCUUGGCCUUGGAAUCUUUUCGCUUCCGGUGGCCAACGACGACUAUUCGUCCCCUAAUGAUCUAACUUCUUAUAGGCGCAUGGCCGGUGAAAGAGCUGGUGGUGGGUUGGAGGAGAAAAGGGAACAGUGGACCGAAAUUCUUUCUUGGGAACCUAGAGCUUUCCUUUAUCACAAUUUCUUGUCCAAAGAAGAAUGUGAGUAUCUAAUAACUCUCGCCAAACCUCAUAUGAAAAAGUCUACUGUGGUUGAUCACAAAACAGGCGGGAGUAAAGAUAGCAGGGUCCGUACAAGUACUGGUAUGUUUCUUACUAGAGGACGAGAUACAGUAAUCAAAGCUAUAGAAAAAAGAAUUGCAGACUUCACUUUUAUUCCAGCAGAAAAUGGAGAAGGACUUCAGAUUCUCCACUAUGAAGUUGGACAGAAGUAUGAACCGCACUAUGAUUACUUUGUGGAUGAGUUCAACACUAAGCAUGGGGGCCAACGGACUGCGACUCUUCUUAUGUAUUUGUCGGAUAUUGAUGAAGGAGGUGAGACUGUAUUUCCUGUUGGCAAGGCAUUUCAUAAUUCUGUUCCUUCAUGGAAUCAGUCCGAAUGUGCCAAAAAGGGUCUAUCUGUAAAGCCAAAAACGGGUAAUGCUUUGCUUUUCUGGAGCACAAGGCCUGAUGCCACAGUCGAUCCUUCAAGUUUGCAUGGUAGUUGCCCAGUAAUUAAAGGGAACAAGUGGUCAGCUACAAAGUGGAUGCAUCUUCGCGAGUACUAGGCCGGAGCCAUUUACAGUUGAGAAUAGGAAGUUUACAAUAAGAGUUAGUUCCUAUGAUUACAGAAGAAUGAACUUUGCAAUUACAGAUUCUUUAGGAUAUGGAAAGAAGGGAUAUAAUUGGGGGUUGCAGGUGAUGCGACAACAUCAUAUUGUAAAGAUAGAAUAAUUUUCUAAAAUGCAAAAGAGAUUACUGCUCGA